This is a messenger RNA of Arabidopsis thaliana (thale cress), 902 nucleotides long. Its product is annotated as NADH dehydrogenase family protein. The transcript has a single exon. The record is from RefSeq and is marked reviewed. Gene Ontology annotation, molecular function: NADH dehydrogenase (ubiquinone) activity. Bases 112 to 411 code for a protein of 99 amino acids. Gene Ontology annotation, biological process: proton transmembrane transport. NCBI's taxonomy places the organism in Eukaryota, Viridiplantae, Streptophyta, Magnoliopsida, Brassicales, Brassicaceae. Gene Ontology annotation, cellular component: mitochondrial inner membrane; membrane.
UGAGUAAAUAAAAAAUCGAAAACGUACAUAGCUGUUCCAGCUGAAAUACUUGGAAUAAUUCUACCACUUCUACUAGGAGUAGCCUUUUUAGUGCUAGCUGAACGUAAAGUAAUGGCUUUUGUGCAACGUAGAAAGGGUCCUGAUGUAGUGGGAUCGUUCGGAUUGUUACAACCUCUAGCAGAUGGUUCGAAAUUGAUUCUAAAAGAACCUAUUUCACCAAGUAGUGCUAAUUUUUUCCUUUUUAGAAUGGCUCCAGUGGCUACAUUUAUGUUAAGUCUGGUCGCUCGGGCCGUUGUACCUUUUGAUUAUGGUAUGGUAUUGUCAGAUCCGAACAUAGGGCUACUUUAUUUGUUUGCCAUAUCUUCGCUAGGUGUUUAUGGAAUUAUUAUAGCGGGUCGGUCUAGUAAUUAGGGGGCGGCCGUUCGGUCGCCUAUGAGACUAGGACCAAUAGGUCAAAAAUUGGUUUGUGCCGCAGGUGUUGAAUGAUCUACUCUACACAGGUGUGGGCUUACAGGGCUAGGGCUCAGAAACCCUUUCUUUCAUUCAUCAAGAGGGCUAGACGCGCCUUUCGAACCAGUCUUUAUAAACCUGGUCGCUCACUUUUCCGGGCCGGGAUCAAUAAGUAGAAGUCAUAAAAAGAUAUGUUUCUCUUCGCACCACUGAUAGACUACUAAAGAUUCAAUUUGAAAGGCCAUACUUAGUUUCGCAAGCCUUUGUCAUUGUCAGUCAACUAAGUAGGUCGUUCCGCCCCCUGCGAAUCCGUAAAUUGAGGAGCAUGCCGCAACAAAAGGAUGGUCCCCUAUGCAUUUCAUUCUUUCUAGAAAGGAAAAUUAUAAGUACCCCCAUCAUGGUGAACCUCUCCUUGUGAUCGGGAUGAGGUAAAUGCCUCCUUUUCGGGGGGC